AUGGAAUUCAUGAUGGAAGAAAUCAACGUCCUGAGAAAAUUCCGCGGAAUCCCAAAUAUCGCACAACUCGCAGGCCUAGUUAUAUCAGAGAACCCAUACAAACCAAACCCGUGCACCAAACGACCAACUGUCGUCACCGGGUUCCUUGUUGAAUAUUACCCCGGAGGAAUUCUUCAACAAACCAGCGAGAAUAGAGAUGAAGUUGACGCUGACUUGCCAAUGAGAUGGACUGUACAGAUUGGAAGGGCCUUGGAGCCAAUGCAUGAGAAUGGUCAUGCCCAUCUUGACAUGAAGCGUGAGAAUGUCGUUUUGGAUGCCGAGAAUCGGGCUAUUAGGAACAGCUCUCACCGGAAGCCUAUGCGCUUCUUGAAAGCCAUGAAAUAUCUCCUUUUGAUAUGUCUUUUGGGGGCGCGCGUUGCUACGGACUGUUGGGCUUAUGGACGGGUGCUGUUGGCUCUUGCUGAGAAAUUUGGCAGUGGAAACUUGCGAUUGGUUGCUGAGCAAUUGACGAAGAUGGAGGCUACAGAGCGCAUCUCUUUAUGUGAUUCUCUCGAAAAGCUAGAAGGAUAA
Molecule: messenger RNA, 570 nt
Organism: Penicillium antarcticum
Lineage: Eukaryota; Fungi; Ascomycota; Eurotiomycetes; Eurotiales; Aspergillaceae
Exons: 2
Coding region: 1-570 (189 amino acids)
Biological process (GO): protein phosphorylation
Molecular function (GO): ATP binding; protein kinase activity
Source: RefSeq, a predicted model, not a curated record